This is a messenger RNA of Mesocricetus auratus (golden hamster), 2617 nucleotides long. It is a transcript of the gene Fam163b, whose product is annotated as family with sequence similarity 163 member B. Bases 343 to 846 code for a protein of 167 amino acids. The record is from RefSeq and is a predicted model, not a curated record. The transcript is spliced from 3 exons. NCBI's taxonomy places the organism in Eukaryota, Metazoa, Chordata, Mammalia, Rodentia, Cricetidae.
UCUAGCGCGCGCCCCGCGCCCGGGACUGGACUGGAGUCGCGUGCAGCUCUCGGGGAGGCAGCUGGGCGUCCAGAGCCGCGGCCGCAGCGCGCAGUUGGCAGGGUCUCUCGCCUGGCCACGCACUUGCCUCCCCUGGGGCCUCCAGGAGCCUCUCGGCGCUCUCCUUGCCAGUCUGGCCUCAGCAGGCGCCACCAACAGUGGCCUGGGCUGCAUUUGCUGCUACUCGCUGUGCCCGGGACAGAGGGACGCCCGCCCUGUCACGUGUGUCCAAGUCCUUCGCCAGCCGCCAGCCGGGGCAGCGUGGUUCCCAUGGUUCAAGGCUGUUGAUGGAGAAGUGGGCGGAUGACAGCCGGGACUGUGGUCAUCACUGGGGGCAUCUUGGCAACUGUGAUUCUGCUCUGUAUCAUCGCGGUUCUGUGCUACUGUCGGCUUCAGUAUUAUUGCUGCAAGAAGGACGAAUCCGAGGAGGACGAGGAGGAGCCCGACUUCGCCGUGCACUCGCACCUGCCACCCCUGCACUCCAACCGCAACCUCGUGCUGACCAACGGGCCUGCUCUCUACCCGGCUGCCGCCACCUCUUUCAGCCAGAAGUCUCCACAGGUGCGAGCCCUGUGCCGCAGCUGCUCCCACUACGAGCCGCCCACCUUCUUCCUGCAGGAGCCAGAGGACGAGGACUUUGAGGGUGUCCGCAACGGCGGGGGCCGAGUGGCCUACAAAAGCAUCAGCCAGGAGGACGUGGAGCUGCCCCCCGCGACCUUCGGGGGCCUACAGGCGCUCAACCCCAACCGCCUCUCUGCCAUGCGGGAGGCCUUUUCCCGAAGCCGCAGCGUCAGCACCGAUGUGUGACAAGCCUCCGCACUGCCUAGGCAUCCAGCCCCGGGAGGUCUUGAGAUCAUGGCAGGAUCCCCAUGGCACACCCUGGCCCCAUGCCCAGACCUCUGCUCAGUCACGUCUUCCCUGUAUCCCUGUCCUAGGGCCUCUAGGCAUGGGGAACCCCCAGGCCCUCUACAAGAAUAAAGCCCAAUGAACCGGGUGUGGCAGCUGUGGGUGGGGACAGCUGGUACAAGCAGGGAGGCAGGGGUCAGGAGGGUAAGGCAAGGCUGUUUUGGGGCACGGGGGCCGGGUCCUGUUCCCAGGAUGUAAGAAGAUGUCUAAUGUGAACCCCAGCAACUUGCCUGUCUCUGGCUUCAUGGCUUUAGCCUGUCACCCCCCCACCAGGCCUUGGGCUACCUACCUGCUCAAGGGAACAGUGGCCUCACUGGCUACCAGUGGCCCUACAAGCAUGAAUCUUCCUUAGAGACCAUGGACCAAAUAAAUCUUCUGUCCCUUCACCGUGUCUCCCUUUCCCAUCCUUCUCCUCGCCCUCUCUCCAUCCCUUCUCCCGGCCUCCUGGUCUCAUAACCCUGAGCCUAGGAGACAAGCAUCCUCCCCAAGCUUGAAAUACCCAUUGCUCUGGCCUCCCUGAAGAUGGACAAGUCUCCCUGCUGAAGGGACAGCUUAGGAGACAGCAGUGUCCCGGGACGCUUGCUCUACCCCGAUCUGCUUUUCGAUGAGAUAAGAGGCACAGGCACAGGGGACACUACUCUGGGAAGGGUGACACUAAAAUUGAUACAGCCAGUACUUACCCUAAACCCAGUCUACCGACAGACACUUCCAGCCGGGUUAGAGAUGCACUGGAGGUGGCCAGCUGUGCACGAGGGGUCUCGGGUGUGACUCUCGGGCAGACCAUUGCAUCCAUGGCUUGCAUCCCCAUACAUGCAGUGGGGCAGGGCUGAAGAAAGCCCUUUGAACUCUGGUCCUCAGUGGGAACUGAGGUCCCUGGGGGAAGCUGAGCUGUAGAUCGUCCACUUUCUGAUUUCUGCUUGGAAUGAGGCCCCAGGCCCGCUAGUCAGAGCGGGCUGCCCCUGUGUGGAGGCCUCAUCUCCACCCAUGCUGCUCCAAGCCCUCCACUGGUUGAGGAAUUGGUGCCCCAAGCCCAGGACCCCAGCCGUCAGGAGUCCAGCUCUCUGCUCUGAAAGAGGCACCAUUUUUGGCAGCAUAGCCUCAAGAGUCUCUACCCCUUGGGGCCCUAUUUCAUCCCCAAGUCCGGCAGUGGAGCCCAAGGGAGCAAGUGCCCCCAUGAAGGUGCCUUCCUAUAAGACAGUGGCCACUCCUGAGUCAGAUGCCACAGCAGGGCCCACCACACUUACUACAGGCAGCUGAACCGUGCUCCUGGAGACCUGCUGCCAUUGGCUUUCCUAAUUUUUGUCUCCCUUUCUUUGUCCUGCCUCAGUUUGGUCUUGCUAACAGAACUCACCCUUAGAAUCACAGAAGUCCCUAACCUACCCCUUUCCCCUCUAAUACCUCUGUCCCAUUCUACCCAUGGCAUCUGUCCCUUGCAUCACUUGGGGUAUCUAUGAGUGAGGUAGGGAAGGGUGCUCUGCGCUGUUCUGUUUUUUUGUCUCUAUUCCUCCCCCUUUUAACCCUCCAUCUCUGUACAGAUCCAUAAACAUCUUCGAGGUGAAUUAAGCAUCUAUCCCUACCAGUUCACUCAACACCACCAUGGGACCUGCCAGGGAUCCACCCAGCACCUUGAAAGAAAAAAGCAAAAGCCAAUAAAUUUGUUUCCCACACCAUG